UUCGCGACCGACACAUCUCUACCACGCAGCUCUGGUCACUAGUCUCGAGGACAGAAGCACUCCCAAAUCCCUCCGCGAGGAAACAGAAGCCAAAACAGCUGGACCAGCUCGGUCCUUUACUCACACGUCUUUAUCAAAACAAGAUGAGCAAAUUAUUUUUGUUGCUUCUCUUCUGUCACGUUUCAUCACCAGUGAAACACUCCCUGAAGUAUUUCUCCACAGGAUCUUCUGGAGUCUCAGACUUCCAGCUUGAGGUUACAGGACUGGUUGAUGACAUUCAGACGGUUUACUGCGACAGCAACAAAAAGAUAUUAGAACCAAAACAGGACUGGGUGAAAAAAAUGUUCGAAGAUGAUCCUCAGCACUUGGAGCAGUUCGCCCAAGAGUGUUUUGAGAAUCUGCCAAACUUCUUCAAAGCCACGAUUCAUAGUUUGAAGCAGGACUUAAACCAAAGUGGAGGUGUCCAUGUUUUACAGAGGAUAUGUGGCUAUGAGUGGGAUGAUGAGACUGGAGAGGUUAAUGGUUUUAUGCACUAUGGUUAUGAUGGAGAAGACUACAUAUCAUUCGACCUGAAGACAUUGACAUGGAUCGCUCUGAAACCACAGGCUGUCAUCACCAAACUGAGAUGGGAUGCUGACAAAGCUAGAAUAAAAUACAAUGAGAAUGGUCUCACUCAGAUUUUCCCUGAGUGGCUGAAGAAGUAUGUGGACUUUGGGAAGAGCUCUCUGCUGAGAACAGAGCUUCCCUCAGUGUCUCUCCUCCAGAAGACUCCCUCCUCUCCAGUCAGCUGCCACGCUACAGGUUUCUACCCUGACAGAGCCGUGAUGUUCUGGAGGAAAGAUGGAGAGAAGCUUCAUGAGGAGGUGGAGCACGGAGAGAUCCUCCCCAACCACGAUGGAUCCUUCCAGAUGAGUGUUGACCUGAACCUUUCAUCAGUCACACCUGAAGACUGGAGGAGGUACGACUGUGUGUUUCAUCUCUCUGGUGUGAAGGACGACAUCGUCACCAGACUGGACAAAGCAGUGAUCAGGACCAACUGGGAGAAGCCCAGUGACAUGACCGUCCCCAUCGUUGCUGCAGUGGUUGUUCUUGUUCUCGUCCUCAUCGCUGCCGCUGGAUUCAUUGUUUACAAAAGAAAGAAAGCCAAAUGCCCUCCAUCUUCUCCUGACAACGGCUCUGAGCUCUCUGAGAGACUGAAUCAGAGACCUGAAUGACAAACAAACUGAAUGAGUUUCCUCUUAUGGGAUGAACAAAGUAAACACUUUGACAUGUGUCACAUUAUAUAGCUUUACAGAAGUAAAAGAUACUAAAAGAUGGCUUCCUGCAACAAGAAGUAAUAGUUAUGAUUGAUGUGCUUUAUAUGUAAAUGUUAAAUGUAAUAGUUUAUUUCACAUUAUAAAUUUAUAAUUGAAAUUCUAAAUCUGUUUUAAAAAAUGUUGAUAGAUUUCUUUUCAUGAAUCUUUAUUAGGGGUCAAUUAACCCUAUUGUAUCUGCCCUAAAAGUAUCUCAGAAACUAUAACAGCUACAGUUCCCAAACUCGGCAGCUACUCCUCCUACAAAUUUUGAGCAAUCACCAUCAAACAUCAUGAUUUUCACAUAGCAUCUGGACCAAUCCAGGAAAAAGAAAAAAUUGAAUUUUUUAUAUUUGGUACGGUUUGGAUGUGCUGACAUUUUUCAGCAUAUCCACUGAUUGCAUCACUGCAACCUAUGGUCAAUUCAGAAGUCUGUUACUCUAUAUUUUUCAAAAUAUGCAAAAUCAAUUAACAUCUAUAUCUCCACAAGUCUUCAUUCAAAUGCUACCAAAAUUAACACAGACAUUCUCUGGAUGGUAGAUAUCAUGGUGUCAAACAGUGAGUCCACAGUGAUAUUCAAUAUCUUGCUGUAAUUUGUACUGCAUGCACAACAUUUCCUUUUUUGCUCAGUGUUGGAUCAAAUGUCACCGAAAUAUUUGACAAUACACCCGAAACCAGCAGAAUGAUGUAUGAUUAUUUUCAGAAGUUUCUCACCAACAUUUUGACUGUUGUGUUUUAUGUUUAAACACGUGUGAUGUCAUUGCCUCAACAUGUAAGAAGGUUAGUGGAAACUACGCUCCCCAGUGGUGCAGUCACUAAUUCACCUUCUCUGGGGCUACAAAGGUCCACGGUUCAAAUCCCCAGGCAGUGAAGUCCUACUUGCCAACAAUGUGGCAAUUCAUGCAUGUGGUGUGUUUUCAAGUGCUCACUGAGGUCAUAUCAGGUUGAAGGUUGCCUAUUGUGACCCCGUGAAAAUUUCUACUCAUUGUUGUUUUUUCUCUGCUAAGAAGUGUUUGUGCAGCAAAAACCGUAAGACCUAGAAACACAAAAAUUGGCAGGUGGAUUGCAAAUUCCACCCACUACUCAGGCACAUGCAAUGACACUCAUUGACCUCAAGGUGGCGCUAUAAUAAUCAAAUCUACAUUUUCGCAAUUAUCUUGUAAAUGGCUUGGCCUAGAGUCAAAAUUCUUUCAUCAUUUUAAAGAUUAAAUAUUUUUAUCUUAUCUUUUAUUUUACAUUGAUGCAAAAAUGUGUUUUCUAUCCACGUGUGUAAGCAUGUUAAAUUAGUGUUAAUAAUAUUUUUCUUUUAGAAUAAGUGAAUAAGAAAUGAAGAAAUUGUAUACAAUGUUCAAAAUCUCCUCUUGUGACGGAUUACUGAAACCAUGUUCUUUUCUUUGAUAAGACAGGACAAGGGACAUAAUUCAUGAAAAGUUCCUCAUACCACAGGUGUUACUAACUAGUAGCUAUUGGUAAGACUAGUGGAACCAGAUAGACAGUGAUGGUGGCUGGACUACUGAGCGGGCCAUGGCAUUCACAUGAGGUUGCUUAUCAAGUCUGUUGGGCCAGCCAAUGUAGUUUAGCCUGAGCAGAUACGAUGUAGAUAUAAGGCUGCAGAGUGUCUGCUCUUUGCUUGGGUGAGUGAAGGAUUUAAAGGCAGCUUAAAGGUACGUUAGGUCAGGGUUAGAGAAUAGUGUCGCCUGUCACAGGGCCAACUGCAGGACCUAAUGAUAUCAUUUAACAUGAAUACUGGGCUUCCAUAGGAAUGCUCACCCAACUUUUGGCACAUCUGAUAACCAGAAAUGAAUGUCAAAAUCAAAUGUAUUGCUCUUUCUUUUGGUGCUGAUGUUUUGCUUUUCAAUAAAGUCCCCAAUUUUCAAGA
This is a messenger RNA of Siniperca chuatsi (mandarin fish), 3171 nucleotides long. Its product is annotated as major histocompatibility complex class I-related gene protein-like. The transcript is spliced from 7 exons. The record is from RefSeq and is a predicted model, not a curated record. Gene Ontology annotation, cellular component: external side of plasma membrane. Gene Ontology annotation, biological process: immune response. NCBI's taxonomy places the organism in Eukaryota, Metazoa, Chordata, Actinopteri, Centrarchiformes, Sinipercidae. The coding region runs from base 144 to 1214 and encodes 356 amino acids.